UCCAUAGACAACUAAAGACUUCAAUUUUCGAAUUUUGAUUGAAGUUUCAAGAUUCUUCAAAAUCUUUUGCAAGAAAUUACGAAAUUACAAGUAGAUAGUAUUCAAUUUAAAGAAGGUAAUUCUAUUGUAAUAAAAAUUAGCAAAUAAUGAAAACAGGCUUGUUAUACGGUAUCGUUGCGAACUCAAAAACACGGGUACGCUGCGUGUUCUGCGGGGUUUACAUUCCAAAGGCCAACAAAUGCAUUGAGGAGCACACUAACGGGAUGAAGCAUAAGGAAAAUAUAGAUUUGAUGGCGGAGAACGGGAUGAGCUACGUCAACGACGAGUUGUACUGUAAGCCUUGUAACGUUUAUCUUUCUGGAGAAGAAUCGGUUGCUUCACAUGUAGAAGGUGAUCAACACGCUAAUUGGAUAGCCGCUAUAGACGAUCUGAUAGAAGGUGAGUUUAUAAAUAUCGAUUCUUACUUAGCCAGUGAAAAUGAAGACGUGUUUUGCGAGGUGUGCGAUGCCAAAGUUGCUUGCACCUUGCAAAAUAUAGAGGCGCAUGUAAACGACAUCUUACAUCGUAGCAAUGUUGCUGAGAAGCUCAAGCCUCUGAAUGGAAUAUUUCCUGUCGAAAAUGAUGAUGAGGUAUGGUGUAAAGUUUGCGACCAGUACAUAGAAAACACUGCGCAAAGAAUCUUAGAACAUAUUGAUGAUGAUACGCUGCAUGUCGAAUGGUUUAUGGACAUAGAAGACUUAACUGAAGGCCAGGAAGUAUCUAUUCAAGAUUUCCUUAAAAAUGAGCAUGAAAAAAACGCAUUCUGUAACAAAUGUCAGAUGGAAAUACUAUGCAAUGCACAGAGUAUAGCAGACCAUGUUAAUAGUGAAGCGCAUCUCAACCAAUUUAGUUAAUAACUCAUAAGCUUAAUAGUU
This is a messenger RNA of Maniola jurtina (meadow brown), 914 nucleotides long. RefSeq lists its product as uncharacterized. Bases 147 to 893 code for a protein of 248 amino acids. NCBI's taxonomy places the organism in Eukaryota, Metazoa, Arthropoda, Insecta, Lepidoptera, Nymphalidae. The record is from RefSeq and is a predicted model, not a curated record. The transcript has a single exon. Gene Ontology annotation, molecular function: nucleic acid binding; zinc ion binding.